Molecule: messenger RNA, 1807 nt
Organism: Raphanus sativus (radish)
Lineage: Eukaryota; Viridiplantae; Streptophyta; Magnoliopsida; Brassicales; Brassicaceae
Product: SNF1-related protein kinase catalytic subunit alpha KIN12
Exons: 11
Coding region: 1-1596 (531 amino acids)
Biological process (GO): protein phosphorylation; intracellular signal transduction
Cellular component (GO): cytoplasm
Molecular function (GO): protein serine/threonine kinase activity; ATP binding
Source: RefSeq, a predicted model, not a curated record
AUGAGUCAUCAUGAUUCAUGGAAAAAGUAUUUUCAUUUUUCUUUAUCAGUCAAAACUUUUUCCGAUUUUGAUCUUGAAUUUUAUCUAUUGCAGAUUUUCUCCAACAGUAAAAUGAAUGAAUCAUCGAGUCAAACUUCCAGUAAGAGGAAAUCAGUUCUACCAACUUAUAAGAUUGGUAAAACUCUUGGACAAGGAUCUUUUGGGAAAGUGAAAUUAGCUGUGCAUAAAACUACUGGACACAACGUUGCUAUCAAAAUCCUUAAUCGUGAGAAGAUUAAGGAGAUGACAAUUGAAGCAAAAGUGGAAAGGGAGAUCAAAAUUCUCAGAUUGUUGAUGCAUCCUCAUAUCAUCCGUCAAUAUGAAGUUAUAGAGACACCAGAAGACAUUUACGUUGUCAUGGAGUAUGUUAAGUCUGGAGAACUGUUUGACUAUAUUGUAGAGAAAGGUAAAUUACAUGAAGACGAGGCUCGCUAUCUUUUUCAGCAGAUCAUAUCUGGUGUGGAGUAUUGUCACCAAAAUAAGAUCGCUCAUCGAGAUCUCAAACCGGAGAAUAUACUCUUGGAUACGAAAUGCAACAUAAAGAUCGCAGAUUUUGGAUUAAGUAAUGUCAUGCUUGAUGGUCACUUUUUGAAGACCAGUUGUGGAAGCCCUAACUAUGCUGCUCCGGAGGUUAUUUCAGGAAAACUGUAUGCGGGACCAGAAGUGGAUAUUUGGAGCUGUGGAGUGAUAUUAUACGCUCUACUAUGCGGUUAUCUUCCUUUCGAUGACGAAAGUAUGCCUAGUCUAUUCAGCAAAAUCAAGAAGGGAGAGUAUGUUCUUCCAGAUCAUUUAUCGUACGAGGCUAGAGAUUUGAUACCAAGAAUUCUUACGGUUGAUCCUAUGAUGAGAAUUAGCAUUCCUGGGAUUCGUCAACAUCGUUGGUUCGAUAGUAAACUUCCUCCUUAUCUUGCUGCUCCUCCAUUGGAUAAUACAGAACAAGCUAGAGAGAUUAAUGAGGAGAUCAUUCGAGACGUGGUCAACAUAGGGUUUGAUAGAAACCAGGUUAUGGAAUCUCUUUUUAACAGAAUCCAAAACGAGGCAACCGUUGCAUACUAUCUGUUACUGGACAGUCGACGUCGUAGUCCCAGUGACUAUUUCAAGUCCAAUGUUAAUAGGAUAUCGGGUUUUAAUUCGACGAUUCCAACUCAAGCAGUUCCUCCGUUUCCUGCAUUGGUUAAUCAUCAACUCAUGGCUGGACUAAGACCAUGGGUUAGCGCUGACAAAAAAUGGACCCUUGGACUUCAGUGUCAAGCGCGUCCUAAGGACAUAAUGAGUGCUGUUUUUAAGGCUCUUCAAGACCUUAAAGUGAGCUGGAAGCAGAUUGGAGAGUACAACAUGAAAUGCAGAUGGGUUCACAAGAGUAGUAUCUCCAAAGAGAAAUCUAACAUGAUGGAAGCUGAACUUGCGAUAAUCACACCAACCGUUCUUAAGUUUGAACUUCAGUUGUACAAAGCAAGUGAGGGAAAGUACGUGCUGGACAUCCAGAAAGCUGAUGGACCUCAAUUUCUCUUCUUGGACCUGUCCGUCUCUCUUCUCAGAGAGCUAGGUGUGAUUUGAAGCUCGAUAUCCCUUCAGAUCAUGUUUGUUCCAUGCUUCACUUCUUGGAAUCCAAUUAUGCUAUCUAUGUUUUCUGUAUUUUAGGAUUAAGCUAGCUUUGGUACUAGACCAAAAAACUAGUUAAUUUGUAUUUGUCUAUUUGUAUGAGUUUUUCUCAAAAUGCAUGUGACAAAAAACAAUAUUUCUCAAUCUAAAUUUGUAACUAUAUAUA